Molecule: messenger RNA, 1099 nt
Organism: Drosophila pseudoobscura
Lineage: Eukaryota; Metazoa; Arthropoda; Insecta; Diptera; Drosophilidae
Gene: Svip
Product: small VCP interacting protein
Exons: 3
Coding region: 214-462 (82 amino acids)
Biological process (GO): positive regulation of autophagy; negative regulation of retrograde protein transport, ER to cytosol; negative regulation of VCP-NPL4-UFD1 AAA ATPase complex assembly
Cellular component (GO): endoplasmic reticulum membrane
Source: RefSeq, a predicted model, not a curated record
UUGGUCUCUGUAAGCAAACCACUAAUUUUAAAGUAUCGUUGAAGUUUCUUUAAAAGAGAAACUGACUAGUUUAUGAAUUAAUGAGUGCGACAGCCCUAGCAGUCAGCUGACACACAAAAACAAAGUAUAAGGCGAAACAAACUACGCAAAAACACACAAGAAGGAAGCCCUAUUUUUGUUUUGUGUACAAAAAAAAACAAAAUAAAAACAGACAUGGGUGUGUGCCUAUCCUGCUGCGGCAACAGUGCCGAGGAAGCCAAUCUCAUGCCCUCACCGGAGGAGCGCCGCCAGCAGCAACUGGACGCUGCGGAAAAGCGUCGCCAGGAGAACGAGUCGCGUGGAAUUAAAAAUCCCGAGAACCUGCGCAGGCAGCAGCAGAAGGCAUUGGAGCAGGAACGUCGCGAACGGGAGGCGGACCGCCAAGGCCAAGGACAGCCCACCCUGAAGUGGCAGACUACUUAAGGCUACAGUGAAUGAAGUCCCCACCGCAGCUGCCUCUGUCCGGCUGCUUUUAAAGCGCUAGACGACGGACGCCCUUCAUCUUGUAUGACGCUAUCGAAGCUAUCCGGGUGCCAGGGUACAUUGCUUUUUGUAUAUCUUUAUAAAUUGUUUAUUUGUUAGCCAUCUUUGUACCUUAUCUAUUGUAUAUUUAUACACGUCUACAUCUACCUUCGAAGCACACUCCAAGUUUUUUUAAAAGGCGUUUUUAAAAACUGUGUACCAAAUUACUACCAAAAAUAAAAAGACCACGAAAACUACAUCAAAGAACAAAAAAAAGUAUAUUCAUAUAAAGAGAUCUGAAAAUUAAAAGAUUUAUUCCUCACUGUUACAUCGAACCAUAGAUAAACAAAUUAUAAACUAAAAACUAAGUAGCAAUCAUAGAUGAAAAAGAGAUCUAGAGAUUUCAAAUGAAGAAUAUUGAAUAAUAUUAAAAAAAUUAAAUUUAAAAACCAAACUAAAAAUCGUUGAUAUAUGAAGAAAAACAGAUACUAGUUUAGCGGGUCUUAAAAGUAAAAGAUUCCUGAUAAAUCAAACCAUAAAAAAUACCAAUAGAAUUAAGAGAUUUCAAAUUGAGAAUAAAUAUACAAAAAAAUUUAAA